ACCAACCAACCACAUGUUUGGCCACAGGAAUUUUACAAAAGAUGUAACCUGGUUACAACUAAUGACCGUGGCGAGGUGAGGCAGAGGUGACAUGUCGUCGAGAGGCUCAAUUAACGCUGCUUGAACGGAUUUAUCUGUCGAGCAAAUCAGUGGUUUGGCAAAAAACAUUGCUAUUGCUGCACUCGUUGUUGUUGUUGUCACGCUGCUUCAGACUGCGUACGGUUUACAGCUGACGAUGCCAUCGCUAUAUGUAGACGCUGGGGAGGGAUACUGGGGGAAAAGGAGCUCAACCAUCGACUGGUGUGAAGAAAAUUAUGUCGUCACACAUUAUAUUGCAGAAUUUUGGAACACAAUCAGCAACUUGAUCAUGAUCAUUCCACCUCUACUCUGUGCUGUCUAUUAUCUUCGGAACGGCUUAGAGACACGCCUGGUCAUGUGUCAAAUUAGUCUACUGGCUGUAGGUCUGGGCUCCUGGUGUUUUCACAUGACACUUCUAUACAGCAUGCAGUUGCUUGAUGAAUUGCCCAUGAUAUGGGGAACUUCCUUUCUCCUCUAUUCUCUGUUGGAGUUGGAGAAACCUUUGUUCACUCGCAAUCAGCUGUUACAAGUGGGCCUUUUUAUGUACUGCUUAGUGGUAACUGUGAUAUACCUUCUUGUCAGAAAUCCAUUAUUUUUCCAGGGCAGCUAUGGCCUCAUGGUCUUUGCAGUGGUCAUGAAAUCCUGGCACAUCAUAUCACGCCAUGGCUGGAAGCUGAGAUUGAAGAUCCACGUGCUGGCUUUAUUGAGUUACUGCACUGGUGUCAUACUGUGGUUGAUUGAUCAACAUUACUGUAGCAGUGUGCGGGCACUCAGACAGCACAUGGGCCCUGGAUUGGGCACAGUGACACAGCUCCACGCUUUGUGGCACCUCUGUGCGGGCUUUGGUACAUACAUUGGCAUUCUCUUUGGAUUUCAUUCCCGCUAUGUCAUCCUCCGAAAAAGGCCUCAAGUGAACUACCUAUUGGGAGUUUGGCCUUACCUGGACCUAGAACAGCCACUAAGGUCGUUGUAGAUGAGAACAAAACAGCCUGCUCAGAUACAUGCACUGUGGCUUGAUCAGUUGAAAUGUGUCAUGGACCUAGAACAGCCACU
This is a messenger RNA of Liolophura sinensis, 1131 nucleotides long. RefSeq names its product alkaline ceramidase 3-like. Gene Ontology annotation, cellular component: endoplasmic reticulum membrane. The transcript has 11 exons. Gene Ontology annotation, molecular function: N-acylsphingosine amidohydrolase activity. Gene Ontology annotation, biological process: ceramide metabolic process; phytosphingosine biosynthetic process. Bases 236 to 1051 code for a protein of 271 amino acids. NCBI's taxonomy places the organism in Eukaryota, Metazoa, Mollusca, Polyplacophora, Chitonida, Chitonidae. The record is from RefSeq and is a predicted model, not a curated record.